This is a messenger RNA of Brassicogethes aeneus, 2264 nucleotides long. The record is from the annotation of a GenBank genome assembly. NCBI's taxonomy places the organism in Eukaryota, Metazoa, Arthropoda, Insecta, Coleoptera, Nitidulidae.
AUUAUUUUGAGAUUCUCUGUAAUAUAAUUUAUUGUUUUGUUGAUGUUGAUGUAAUGAUUUUUUAUAUUAUUUGUGAUUUUCCCAAUAUUUAUUGCUUUUACUAUGUUUGGCGAUGUAGACGCGGCAGCUGCGCGCUACCCAUAAUGCAUAGUAAUCGACGUCAAUAUGGCGGACGAACUCGAAAAUGAGUCAGCUGUGGCAUUAUUGGAAUUCAAAAACGGACACAAAAUGUCGAAUUCGGAGUUGAAAGACGUCAAAGUCAAGGAGGAGAUGAUGGACGACGACGAAUACGAAGAUAUGGAGAUGGAGGAAGAGGACGUACCCAUCCUGGGGCCUGCAGCUUUGGGGCUUCAACGAGUGGGCACGAAACCCAAACCAAAACCCCAACCGACACCCCCCACGCAGGUAUUAAACGCCAGAGGCAUGCCGGCGAGAAUCAGAAAGAAGAACAAGCUAUUCUUCGACGACGACAUAGUAAACACACCCCAUCACAGGGUGCCAUCGGCGAAAAAACAGAAACCCACUCCGACCAAGAGAUUGAAGCCCUCCACCCCCAUGCGGAUGAAAAUGACGCCGAAGAAGACCCCCAGCAAAGAAACGAAAAGGGCUGUUUCGCCGGCAUUACCCCCACCCCCACUGCAAUCCCCCGAUAGAAAAAUAGGGCAGAAAAUCGGUUUGCGGCUGAGAAACCUCCUCAAACUCCCCAAGGCGCACAAGUGGGUGUGUUACGAGUGGUUUUACAGCAACAUCGAUCGUUGCUUGUUCGAAGGGGAGAACGACUUCUCGAUUUGCUUGAAGGAGUCGUUCCCCGAACUCAAAACGAGGGAGCUGACUAGGAUAGAGUGGACGAAAAUCAGGCGGAUGAUGGGGAAGCCGCGCAGAUGCUCGCAGGCGUUCUUCCACGAGGAGAGGCUGGAGUUGGAGAAGAAGCGCAAGAAAAUCAGGGCCCUGCAGCAGAGGAAAGCGACGGAUUUGACGAGUUUCAAGGAUCUGCCGGCGGAGAUCCCCAUGCAGCUGGUGAUCGGUACAAAAGUGACGGCGAGAUUGCGGAAACCGCAGGACGGUUUGUACACGGGGAGUAUAGAUGCUGUGGACACCUCGAACAACACGUACAGGAUUACUUUCGAAAGGCAGAGCUUGGGGACGCACUCGGUGCCGGACUACGAGGUGCUGUCGAACGAGGCGCCGGAAACCAUUUCGAUAUCGAGUUUCCAGAACAAGUUCCGGCCCAGGAACGGUUUGAGCGCGUUCAGUCCCGUCAUGAAGAGUCCGUUGGUGUACAAUAAAAAGAAGGAUCCGCUCUUGUCGGGUAGCAUGCUGAACAAGCCGCAGUUUGUGCAGGCGGGGGAUAAGAUAGGGGGAUUCCCCGCUAGACUGUUAGAGAAGAUGGUGCUGGUGACGAAGAUACUGCACGCCAAAGAGCAGCGUAUAAAUCAGCUUAAAAGCAUGAACUCCGAUGCAGAGACCGCGAUUUCUUUCGACGAGGAGAUUUCGGAAGAAUUCGAGCGGAAAUACGCGGGCGUUUUGGUGGAGUUGGAGAAAUUAAACGACGACUUGCACAUUUACUUAGAGCAGAUGCAGGAGCUGUGCAGGGAGAUAGCGCCGGAGCCGAGCGUGGCGGCGAUGCUGGCGCCCUCUUUGCUUCGCGAGAAGUGCCGCGAGGAGGCGGGGGAGAUCGUGGAGCGGCACCUGGCCGACAAGAGCCCGGUGAGCAGCGCGGCCAUCUUGGACCUGAUCACGGACUUCACGGCGCUGAUGCUGCAGGUGAAGAGCCUGGCCGACUCGGAUCAGAACGCGUACGAGCUGCAGGUGCUGCAGGGCACCAUGGAGCAGAUCAAGAGGAAGCUGAGCCCCGGGAAUCAGGGCGUGUUUCAGGGCUGCGUCGAGGUGCACAUGAAGCACAUAGAGGUGGGGCUCGGGCAAGGCCACGUCGAUAAGAUCGCCAUCGCGUCGAAGAUCUAAUUUUGUCACUUCUGAGGUACCUUUUUGUACAUUUUUUACUUUUUGUUGGUAGUGUAGUUCUCUUUUUUUAAUUUAUACAAAACGGCGUAUUAUGUCUAGAUUUUUUUAGCAACAAGCAAGUUGUGCAAUAUUCUAUAAGUAUAUGAUUCAAUCAAUUUCCUUUUUUUGUCCAACAAAUGAAGCGUUUAUUUUAUCUAUAAUAAUUAUCAAUUAUUGAUAUUUUAAAGAAAUUUAUCGUGUAUUGUGUAUUUGUAUUUAAUUAAAAUUGUAUAUAUUUUGAAAAACCAUUUUAUUUACCCCAA